AUGCCACCUCACAGCCCUCACCCCCUCCCCUCCCUCACGCUAAUCGUGGCGACGACCCCGAUCCGCACCGCGUCAACAACGACAAAAGACGAAAUCACGCGCCUAGGCAUCGGCCUAAAAGGGACACUCCCAUGGCCGCGCAUAAAAACAGAUAUGUCAUUCUUCGCACGCGUGACGUCCCUCCCACCGAGCCCAGGCACGACGAACGCGAUCAUCAUGGGCCGGAAGACGUACGACUCAGUGCCAGCCUCGCUGCGCCCGCUCGCGAGGCGGAUUAACGUUGUGAUCACGCGUGACACGUCCGGGUCUGUUCGCGAGAGCGUAGCCACGGAGUUGGGGAAUAUAAGGAGAAAGAUUGCGGCCAAGGCCGCUCAGGCACAGGCUACAAAUGCGGAAAAGGAGACUUUUGACCCGCCCAAGGAAGCUGCUCCGGUGGCUCCGAUGACGGAUGCGAUCGUUACGCCGAGUUUGGGCGCGGCGUUGGAGCAGUUGGACUCUGUGUAUGGGGCGCAGGGGACGCUGGGCAAGAUUUUCGUUAUUGGUGGCGCGGAGAUUUAUAAUGCCACGUUGAAUAUGGGUGCUGAGGAGUUGCGUGGUCGGCCUGUUAGGGUUGUUAUGACGAAUGUUGUGCGGAAAGGGGCUGUGAAUGCGCCUGCUUCGUUUGAAUGUGAUACAUUCUUCCCGUUGGAUGGGCUUCACGAGGAGAAUGGGUGGCGGGCUGUUAGCCCUGGGGAGGUUUCCGAGUGGGUUGGGGAGGAGGUUGAUGGCGAGUGGAAGGCGGACGGGGAUGUCGAGGUUCAGAUGGUUGGAUUUGAAAAAUUGACUUAG
Penicillium egyptiacum is the source of this 828-nucleotide messenger RNA. NCBI's taxonomy places the organism in Eukaryota, Fungi, Ascomycota, Eurotiomycetes, Eurotiales, Aspergillaceae. The record is from the annotation of a GenBank genome assembly.